AUGGCGCUCAACCGCAAAUACGCGGCGCUGCCAGAUCUCGACUCUGCGCCAGACAUCUACGAGACCCCAGAGCUCACAGACGACAACUCGACGGUUCCGACGACCGCGGCUCGGACCCAUUCCGACGAUGAGUUCUAUGGAGAAGACGACGAGUCACAAAACAUCUCGCGGUCGAGGUUGCGCAUUGACGAAGCACGCUCUCGCUUCUCUCCAGCCACCAUCGACAUCAGCGGAGCCGACUUUUCAGAUCGCGUGGACGGCAAGCGACGAUCGUACAAGGCCUCCAGUCGCCGCCAACGGAUACUGCAGGAUGGGACAGAAGAGCUGGGAGAUCUUUCGGACGAUGACGAUGUGGAGAGCCUGGAACGCAAGAUUGCUCGUCUGAAGCGAGAGGUAGAAGAGACCAAGGACGAAUACGCCAAGCGAAAGGGAGCUGCGGCCGGCGAGGCUGAUGGUUCUCCGGACGACACGAGGCUGGAGUCGCUAAGCCAGACGCUGGACGAUCUCUCUAGGCGCUCUGGCAUCACGAGCAUUCAAAAGAUUGAGCCGACAGGCUCUGGCGCAAACGAGCCAGUCACGGAACCACUCGAAGCCGGGCCUACGUACACCAUCACCUACGCGCCGACGUACGAGCAGACGCAUGCUCUCGCCAAGGCGGCGGAUUUCGAUCGCAGGCUGCUGAUCUUGGAGAGAAGCCUCGGCAUCAGCUCCUCGUCCAUAACAGAGGCCGGCGAGGGCGGGCUUCCUCGGGCAAUCCUUCCCACUCUCGACUCGUUGGAAAAGCAGAUCUCGACGCUGUCGCAGGCCUCGACUGCCAACCUGGACACCAUCAGUCGCCGAGUCCGCGCACUAGCUACCGAGCAGGACAAGCUAAACGAGUCGCGCGAGAAGGCAAAGGCUCUGCGGGAGGAGCUUGGCAAGCACGCCGGAUCGCCGCCGACGGACACGUCUGAGCAGGAGGCCAAGAUCAACGCCCUGUAUGCGAUCCUGCCGGCCAUUGAGAACCUCACGCCCAUACUGCCCCCUCUUCUCGACCGCUUGCGAUCGCUCCGGGCGAUUCACGCCGAUGCCGCAACAGCAAGCCAGACAUUAGACCAGAUCGAGAAGCAGCAGGCAGAGAUUACAGCAGAAGUCAAGCUGUGGAAGGAAGGCAUUGAGAAGCUUGAAGAGACUGUGAGCAACGGCGACAAGGUCAUGAAGACGAAUGUAGAGGUCAUGGAAGGCUGGGUCAAGGACCUGGAGCAGCGACUAGAGAAGUUGUCAUAG
This is a messenger RNA of Trichoderma reesei QM6a, 1266 nucleotides long. RefSeq lists its product as uncharacterized. Lineage: Eukaryota; Fungi; Ascomycota; Sordariomycetes; Hypocreales; Hypocreaceae. Gene Ontology annotation, biological process: mitotic spindle organization. Gene Ontology annotation, cellular component: dynactin complex; cytoplasm. The record is from RefSeq and is a predicted model, not a curated record. Bases 1 to 1266 code for a protein of 421 amino acids. The transcript has 3 exons.